Molecule: messenger RNA, 1374 nt
Organism: Micromonas commoda
Lineage: Eukaryota; Viridiplantae; Chlorophyta; Mamiellophyceae; Mamiellales; Mamiellaceae
Exons: 1
Coding region: 1-1374 (457 amino acids)
Source: RefSeq, a predicted model, not a curated record
AUGGAGCUCGAGAGGGCAACCUGCGUGCUGACACUCACAGCGACAGUCGCCGCAGCAGCCGCGACCGUGUACCUCUUCGAACCCCGACUGCCCUUCUGGUUCGCCGAAGCCGUGUGGCCGGGCAGACGCAGACGCGAGGCGAUGCAUCAGCCCGUGAUGGACGCGGACGACGAGGACCCUCCGACGUGGGUCUCCGAUAUGGGUCGUAUCCGCGAACUCCUCCUCGGGACCAAGCUGAGGGACUUCCUCAAGGACCGCCACAAGGGUCGCCCCGAGGGCGUCCCGCCCCCGCGGGACGUGCUCGUCCUCACGCCGUCGUGCACCGUGAACGACGCGCUCACGAAGCUCUCUGAGCGCGCCGUCCUCGGAGCUCCUUACCUGCGCGACGAUGGGAAGGACUUUCUCGGCUUCGUCGACCUCCACGAUAUCGUCCACGCGCUCGUGUCGCACAUGUUCCCUCCCGGACCUCUCGGAACCAUGGCGAGCCACGACGCGCCGGAUUGGUUCCUGACGGACGAUUCCCCCGCGUGCGUGGACAGGAUACUGACGCUCGUGCGAGACAAGGGGGGCGACUUUUGCGACAGGACCCUCGGGAGUAUCAGGAGGAGGGUCGGCGACGGGGCUUUCAUCCGCGUCGACGAAACCGACCACUCCCUCCUCGACGUCAUACAGACGCACUUCGUCAGGGAUGUCCAGUACACCAAACCACCCGUCAGGCACCGCGUCGCCGUGUACAAGUACGCCGUCGACGCGUCGCGGCUGACUGACGCCGAGACCACCAUCGAGGUCACGGACGUGUUUUCCGUGUCGGAUAUCACGAGGUUCCUCAACCGGUGGAACGAGCUCGAGAAGUGUCUCACACCGUGCAGCAUCGUGGAUAUCGGGGUCGGGAGCACGCGCGUGGACGCCGUGCCCAAGGAUGCCGCGCUUCUCCGCUGCUUCGCGGUGAUGGAGCGAGUCGGCGUGAGCGGCUUGGGCGUGACCGACGACGGGAAGCUCAUCGGAUCCGUUUCCGAGUCGGACCUUCGGAGGAUCACCGCCGAUCGCCUCGACGUGCUCGCCAUGCCCGUCGGCGAGUUCAUCGGUAAACUGCACGCGCUUUCCGGCGAGGAUAACCCGCUGCGCGAGGACCAGAUGGCACUCGCGAGGGCGCACCCCCUCUUCCGUGGGGUGUUGAGGACUGGGGAGCUCACCGGCGGCAGGCUCAACGUGACAGUAUCGCAAAAAGCUACACUGCUCGAGGUGAUUCGGGCGCUCGCGCGCAACAGGGUGCACCGCGUGUACGCUGUGAACGAAACAACCGGUGUGGCAGAUCGGGUCGUGACGCACUCCGACCUCGUCCGGUUCUUUGCACUUUUCGCGCCUUCAGAUUGA